UCCUUUGAUGGUUUUUUUUGAUAUCGAGUCUUCUUCACCUUGUACCUGUUGUGUUGAGAAUGGCUGGGUGGUGGUAGUUCUCCUCUUCGGGAGUUGAGGAAGCGAUUAAUAUUUACUGGCACAGUGUAGCGUCCUAAGUCAUUUUCCGUGUAGUAUUUUCAUCGUUAGUGGCCAUGUCGUUUAGUUCUGGUCGAGACGUCUCUUUGACGUCAAGUGACAGUUUGUCAUGGAAAAAAUCGACGAGUGAUUAUACUGAUCAGAAUCCUAUUACGGAUCCUUUAGCAGAGCGUCUGUCAGCUCCUGGCUUCGAUGCAGAAGCAUAUGUGAGGGAGCUGUCGCGCAACUGUGUAGGUGACCUGGAACUCCAAUCACAUCGAAAGCGCAUCCAAGCAGUCAGUGAAGAAACGUCACAGGCACUGAAGAAGAAUGUGUACAAAAACUACACGCAGUUCAUUGAGACGUCGAAGGAAAUUUCCUACCUCGAGGCGGAAAUGUACCAGCUGAGUCACCAGUUGACUGAGGAGCGUCUUCUGCUGCAAAGCUUCUAUGAUCUCUCGUUGAAGGACGAGUCAGCACAACGUGAAAAGAAGCAGGAGAAGGAGAAGACUAACUUGGCCAGUUUGCUGGAGACUGUGGAGGGGUGCUCUCAAGUGACUGAGGUCCCCGGUCGCUAUGUAGUUCACCAAGGCACGCUAAUGCACCUCAAGUCGGAGACAUUGGAGGCAAAGCAACUGAUCAGGGCUUUCCUGCUCAACGACAGUUUGAUGUUGACAAGCAUAUUGCGAAAACGGAAUUUGAACCCUGUGGGUACACACGGCUCUGGUCCCGACACGCCGCCGAGACGUAACACCUUGCAGAAGCGUCGCAUUCACCGCGCACCGGACGGCAGCAUCAAUCUCAACCCCGAGAAUGACAGAAGUGACAAGCGCGGGCCUAUUCGCUACCGCUUCUUGGCACUGUUUGAGCUGGAUAACCUUGCUGUUGUGAACCUGAAGGAAACAGAUGAGCAAAGUAACAUGUUCAAAGUGCUCAUGUUCCCGGAUAAUUAUGUCUUCCAGACGGAAACCCCAGAAAAGAAAGCGGAAUGGCUGCAGAUCAUUGACUCCACUAAGCAGAUUCACAAGUACAUGGAAGAUGCACAGAAGCGAAACGCAGCGGAAGGGCAAAAGAAAACACAGGAUUUGUUGUCAGUGGACUGGUUGAAGGAAGUGCCAGAGGAUCUAGAUGUGUUCCUUGCUCAGCGGGAUUUUGAAGCAGCUGUGAAGCUGGUCCAGAAGACCACCGAGUAUUUGUCCGACUUCCAGCAUUCGCAGGCUGCGCGUGAUAUCCGGAAUCGUGUUGAAUCGCGAGUGAAGAAUGUCUGCCAGCAGCUAGUGACGGAGCUGCAGGGUGCGUCAGGCACUGCCGGCAAGAGCAAUCCCAGUGCGGUACGGCGUGUGGUAGCCAUGCUUGUCAAGCUGGGCAGAUCUGCAAAGGCAUGUGAGCUGUUUCUAAAGAACUACAGCCGAGUCAUUGACCAUCACUUCCGCCAACUGAAAAUUGAAGGUAAUACAUCCCUCUACAUUUCUCGCCUGUCAUCGACAUUCUUCUUUGGCCUAAUUGAAGCAGCUGAAGAAUUCCGGAAGGCUUUCUCGGAAAACAAUGACAGUGCUUCAGCGUUUGUUGUUUGGUGCCUGGACGAGCUCAGCGACUUUGUUCAACGGUUUGGUUCUCAGGUGUUUGGUGGUGGUAACACAUUGUCUGUGGUUGCUGAGUGUGUCCACACCGCCGCACAGUACUGUGACAAAUUAAAAGACGUGGGUCUUGAGUUGACCUUCCAGUUCCGCUCUCAGAUCCUCUCUGACCUAUCUCUGUGCCUGGGAGACAGCCGCGAGCAGCUAGUAGAACAGCUUAGACACCGUGCUAAUGCGGAAGACUGGGCAUGCCUGGACUUCAGCAAGAAGCCCGAAGGCCUCUCGCAGCUUAUCUUUGAUAUGGAGGCGUUCGGCGUUGAUGACUUCAAGAACCUAGUCUACGACGGUAGCAAGGUGGACAUAGCACGUACAACGGUGGAGUUUUGUCGCUGUGUCUAUGCAUUCAUUCAAGACGGCAUGAAGAUCUACAUUCCAUCGCUUCACGACACCUUCAUCUCUUGCCUAUGUAUCUUGUUUGAAUGUCAAAUUGUCCACAUCAAGUCUGUGCUGGAGGAGGAUGCCUUCCUGCAACAUCAUGACUUCAUUCGCAAGAAUGCAAUGUUCAUCAUGGAAACCUUCUUACCAAUAAUGGAGGAGAAGCUAGAGGAUGCGUUUGGCCGCGGACUUGACCAGCUGAUGGACUUACACGCAGAACUGGAAGAUCUGCUCGCCGGUGGGGAAGGCCUGGAUGAAUCCGGUCGUGUUGAGGACGAUGAGGAGGAAGAGUCGCUGCCUAUACUCCAGCAAGAGCGCUGCUCCCUGGCAACGUACCUAAUGCACCAGUAUAGUUAACUAGCCCGUGGUAGAGAACCAUCCAGGACGCUAGGCCGUGUGGCGUGCCAUCGUCCUCCACGCACAGGAAGUUGCUUGUCGGCGACCCAGCUUCCUCCUGGUCUGCGAACAUGAUGCAAUGGCCAUUGUGAAACGACACGGCGCUUCGGAUCGGCCAUUGCUGAUACCGGUGCACUAUUUUGGUGCCUGAAGAUAGUCAAGUAAGAGAUUGGCAGAGCCACGCCACGCCACGUGACACAAACAUGUGCAUGCGUACACACACACACACACACACACACACACACACACACACACACACACACACACACACACACGCACAUGAACACGCACACAUACACGAGAGAAUGCAUGUAAAAAUACAUUAUAUAAUACUACUGAUAAUUCUAACCUCGAUUUCCCGAGCAGUAACUUCGAAUUAACCUUAACUUCUAACUUCUAACCCAUUCGAACUUCUAACUUAACCCUGACUUCUAACUUCUAACCGUACCUGCUAAUCGUCUGCUGAGUGUUUUUAAACACGAAACUCGUAGUCAUGAAAAAGAUAUUGGUCUCUGU
Sycon ciliatum is the source of this 3020-nucleotide messenger RNA. Its product is annotated as exocyst complex component 8-like. The record is from RefSeq and is a predicted model, not a curated record. NCBI's taxonomy places the organism in Eukaryota, Metazoa, Porifera, Calcarea, Leucosolenida, Sycettidae. The coding region runs from base 174 to 2465 and encodes 763 amino acids. The transcript is spliced from 23 exons. Gene Ontology annotation, biological process: Golgi to plasma membrane transport; intracellular protein localization; exocytosis. Gene Ontology annotation, cellular component: exocyst.